GAGAACAAAGACUCUCCUAAAUCAGAAGAACAAAUGUUCACCAUCAGUGACAUCACAGCAGAAGAUGGAGGGCUUUACAUCUGUGUGGCUCAGAACAAACUGGGCCAGCAGAACUCCACUGUUCAAGUGUCUGUUGGAUCAGGUUCAGUGUUGAUGGUCGUCAUACGCUUGAUCAUUUCUGCUCUCCUGACUCUCAUCGUCUUGGUUGUUUUAUUCCUGAAGAUCUUCAGAAGGAGAUCCUCAGAAGAAUCCUCAGUCAUCAGGAGUCAAGAUGAAGAUGAUCAGAAACUUGAAGGUGGUGGUCCAACAUCCAGACAUCCAGCAGAGGGUGAGACUGAAUUUUAGUUCACCAGUGUGACCUUCACCAAGAGGCAGGAGGAUCCUCUCUACUCCAACAUGGAUCCAGUCAAAGCAAAGAGAAGACGGGACGCUCAUGAAGACAAAGAUCACUUUUGAAGUGAAAUAUUUUUCUAUUUUUACUACUUUUAUAUGUGACUUUUAUUUUGAAAAUUAUCUGGUAAAGCUUCCAGCAGACUAAAAAAACUUUAUUUUGAAAUAGUUCUGCUGCUAACUCAUGAGCAUUAAUUCGAAUCAAUAAUUUUAUAGUCCUUGCUCAGAAGGUUAAUCAUUUACUUUCCAUGAACACUGAGAAGAUGAAGAAUGAAGCAACAAGCUGCCACUUUCAGAAUUAUUUCAUUGAGUUGUGCUUGUCAAUCUUUAUUUUUAAAAAAUCUGUUUUGGGUGUUUGAUGAUGCUGAAAAUUGUAUUACAGAAAAUAAAAUUCUGGAAAUUCCUGACAUGAGCCUAAUCUUUUACGAAGGGAAUUUUGAUUUAUCACAAAUCUAUUGUGUCAAGGAGAUUUACGUGUCAAUGUGCAGAGAUGUGAAUUUUAUAUUUGUUCAACACCAGGGAAACAAAGUUAUGGCAAGCAAAAAGGUUCAAAAUCCCCAGAAAAAGCAGCAUAAAAAACGAUGAAUUGGUCAUCAGAAACAUUUUUUUAACGCGUGUUUUAGUAGUAGUAUGUAAUGUACGCUGCCCUGUCAAGACGUGUCUUCUAUUCAUAGGAUAUAUACAGACACCGCUCCAUGUAGCGAAAACAUUUGGUGGUAGCUCCUCCCACAUGCUGCUGGGACGUCAAAGUGUCAGACAUUUUAUUAUAUUUUAUUGUGGAUUUCAGAGACCUUUUGAGGUGUUUUGAAUUUAGCGCUUAGAUAGAAUAGAAUAGAAUAGAAUAGAAUAGAAUAGAAUAGAAUAGAAUCUUUAUUUAACCCGAAGGAAAUUCAGUAAUGGCAAGCAGCUUACUCGACAACAGUAGAAAUAAAAUAAAAUAAAACUAUAAAACAUUAAAAAAAA
This is a messenger RNA of Oryzias melastigma (Indian medaka), 1353 nucleotides long. RefSeq lists its product as uncharacterized. The record is from RefSeq and is a predicted model, not a curated record. Lineage: Eukaryota; Metazoa; Chordata; Actinopteri; Beloniformes; Adrianichthyidae. The transcript has 4 exons. Bases 34 to 345 code for a protein of 103 amino acids.